Molecule: messenger RNA, 2944 nt
Organism: Clarias gariepinus (North African catfish)
Lineage: Eukaryota; Metazoa; Chordata; Actinopteri; Siluriformes; Clariidae
Product: zinc finger protein 239-like
Exons: 2
Coding region: 1806-2786 (326 amino acids)
Biological process (GO): regulation of transcription by RNA polymerase II
Molecular function (GO): DNA-binding transcription factor activity; RNA polymerase II cis-regulatory region sequence-specific DNA binding
Source: RefSeq, a predicted model, not a curated record
GAGGCUGUGUGUUUUUUACGUGUUACCCUGCUCUCACGCGCUGUUCAUUUGCUUCAACGUUUUAUUUCCUAUGUAUCCUAAGCGCUAAUAUUUUGCUUCUGGCUUUGCUGUGUGAUGUCUCUAAUCGCCUCUAAAGGAAGAUGUUACUGGCGGAUUUUUUUUUUACAGAGACUGUUUGAUGAGAAUUAGAACUGUAAGCUUGUUGUGUCUGAGGUGCGUUAAGUUGAAAGAGAGCUAGGUUUUAUUUAAAUAUUUGUGAGCUUUACAUAAUUGUUUUUAAUCAGUGGUUCCAUACGAAAUAAUUUUCCAAACAUUAUUUUUUUCAGCAUGAAAUUAAACGUUAGCUUAAAAUGUGUGUAUGUAAAGAUAGCAGUUUUUAUUAUGUAAGAAACCACAUUGCACACAAUCUCCCGUGUCUUUGGCAAACAUUUUUAACGUGAAAUAACACCAUGUCUGCAAAACUACAAGCUAAUUUACUAACUUACCCUAUUUUAUUUGAACAGUCUUUGCAAGACAUUGAACCAUGAUCCACAUACUUAGUGAAAAUAGUGUUAAAAAUGGGGUGGGAAAGAAUUGAUAAAGUGGGGUAGUUGUGUAAAUGCAGAAAAGUAGUUAAAUAAAUGAAUAAGUUAAUAGAAUAACAAGUGUUAAUAAAAAGUCUCUGUUGCAAACUGUGAAUACUUCCAAUGUUGCCAGACAUUUAAUUCAUGGGAACCCUUAGGCCAGUGUUUGCCUUUACUGGAAAACCUACCAGAUGGCUGGGAUUUUGCUGCUAAUGGUGGUAACCAGUGGUGAACAUGUUUAUCAGUAGUGGCAUUCUUUUCAUUAUUCAUUUGAAUGUUUUAGGGAAUGUACCGCUAGUGGCAAACACUGGCAAACUUGUGACAACUAUUAUUGGCAAAUGAAUUUCGUUGCCAAAAAAAAAAAAAAAAAAAGAUCUAGCUGAAAUCUGUGGGAUUGAAGCGGGAGCCGCUUGAAGCACUUCAUGAUGACUGAUGUUAGUGCCACUGGUCGAUAAUCUUCGAAAUUGAUUUGCGAAAUGAUAGAUUUAGGAACAAUAUCGUCAAUGCACUAACUGAUAUAGCCUAUAAAAGUGUUAGUCUAUUCGUUGAUCUUGCCAUCAGCUCCAUCCUUUGCCAAUCAGUUGUUUCAAAGCAGUCCAUUAGCACCUCCUCAGUUAAAGGUAAAUGGCAAAUAUGUUCCAUAAACAUUAACCUGUUAGCAGACCUGUGACAAAAGAAUGUUUGUUAGCUUUACAGGUCUACAGGUGAAAGGUCAGCCGUGUUCAUCACAGGAUUUCUUUUCACAGAUAUGAGAAGAGGAGAAAUGUGUGUGAACAGUUAUCUGGUAAUGAGUUUGAAUGAAACAGUUACAGAUAUUCCCUGUGCUGGUGUGAUCUCACUGUUUUAAGGUCUCGGCUCCACAGUGGUGGAAUGAGAUUCUCCCACUACCCCAAUGCUACUGUGUCUUCAAUACAUGAGUAAAAGUCAAAAAAAAAAAAGAGCAAAUCUUUAGACUCUAAGGUCUGGUCUCUCAGGUUUCGCAGGUUUACAAAUAAUUAGCAUUUGUAUCUCUUUGCAGGUUUUUCCAAGUCACCCUGGAUGUGAACAACUUCUGAACAGUUGAACAUAAAUGUCCAGGGUGUAAAGUGCCUCCAUCUGCAAAGACGAAAGAAAAUAAGAAGAUCCUCGGUUACAGAAAGAGACAGACAACUCCAAACUUUCCCUGAUGCUGGGGUGUCCAGUGCCCCUAAAAUUUACCUUCACAAUCACAUCAAGAGAUGGCCUUUUAAAGGUACUUUAAAUAUGACAAGUCGUAAGAAAGCAAUAUCUGGUCCGAAGGUAAUUCACAAAGGAAUGAAGAACCAGUGCUCAAGUUGUGGGAAAAGAAACUCAAGUAAUCUGGAAAGACACCAGUGCGUUCACACUGGGGAGAAGUCGUAUCCCUGCUUACAGUGUGGGAAGAGUUUUACCACUUUUCGUUCUCUCCAAACGCACCAGCGCAUUCACACUAGAGAGAAGCUGUAUCACUGCUUACAGUGUGGAAAGAGUUUUACUACUGCUAGCUGUCUCCAAACACACCAGCGCAUUCACACAGGAGAGAAGCCGUAUCACUGCUCACAGUGUGGGAAGAGUUUUGCUACUGCUAGCUAUUUCCAAAUACACCAACGCAUUCACACGGGAGAGAAGCCGUAUCAUUGCUCACAGUGUGAGAAGAGUUUUAAUACUGCUGGCUGCUUUCAAAUACACCAGCGCAUUCACACGGGAGAAAAGCCGUAUCACUGCUCACAGUGUGGGAAAAGUUUUACUACUGCUAGCUAUUUCCAAAUACACCAGCGCAUUCACACAGGAGAGAAGCCGUAUCACUGCUCACAGUGUGGGAAGGGUUUUACCACUGCUAGUUAUUUCGAAAUACACCAACGUAUUCACACAGGAGAGAAGCCAUAUCACUGCUCACAGUGUGGAAAGAGUUUUACUACUGCUAGUCAUCUCCAAACACACCAGCGCAUUCACACUGGGGAAAAGCCGUAUCACUGCUCACAGUGUGGGAAGAGUUUUAACACUUUUGGUUCUCUCCAAAGACAUCAGCGCAUUCACACUGGGGAGAAGCCGUAUCAGUGCUCACAGUGUGGGAAAAGUUUUACCAGUGCUGGUGACCUACGAAAACACCAGCGCAUCCACACAGGAGAGAAGCCGUAUCACUGCUCACACUGUGGGAAAAGUUUUACUACUGCUAGUUCUCGUCAAAGACAUAAGCGUGUUCAUACAGGAGAGAAGCCGUUUUAGUUCUGAAACUGUGGGAAGAGUUUUACUAUUGCUAGUAAUCUUUGAAACCACAGCACAUUCACGAAGAAGAGAAACUGUUUUAUGUACUGCAGUCAUUCCUAAUACAAUGCCAGGCAUUCAGCAAAGAAAACAACUAAGGAGAUUUAGAAUUACCGAAA